AUGCUCUUCCACUCGUUGCUCACCACUGCCGUGGCUUUGAUCGGCUCGGCUUCUGCUACUUUGCCUCCGAUCGAGAUUGUUGGUAACAAAUUCUACUUCUCCAACAAUGGUUCCCAGUUCUUGAUGAGAGGUAUUGCUUACCAGCAGAACCCUACCAACACCUCCUCCGACGCCAAGUACGUUGAUCCCUUGGCUGACAUUGAAACUUGUAAGAGAGACAUUCCUUACUUGAGACAGUUGAACACCAACAUCCUUAGAGUGUACGCUUUGGACGCCGAAAAGGACCACACCGAGUGUAUGAAGUUGUUGGACGACGCUGGUAUCUACAUUGUUGCUGAUUUGUCUGAACCAAACCUUUCCAUCGACAGAUCCAACCCAGCUUGGGACACCGAAUUGUUGGCCAGAUACACCUCUGUUGUUGACAAGUUCUCCAACUACACUAACGUUUUGGGUUUCUUCGCCGGUAACGAGGUCACCAACGAAUCUAACAACACUGAUGCUUCUGCUUACGUCAAGGCUGCCGUCCGUGACACCAAGGCUUACAUCAAGGAAAAGAACUACAGAAACAUUCCUGUUGGUUACUCUGCCAACGACGACAUGGCCAUUAGAGUCGAGCUUGCUGAUUACUUUGCUUGCGGUUCCGACGAAGACAGAGCUGACUUCUUCGGUAUCAACAUGUACGAAUGGUGUGGUACUUCUACUUUCAAGGAUUCCGGUUACAAGAACGUCACUAACGCUUACAAAGACUUGGGCAUCCCUAUUUUCUUCUCCGAGUACGGUUGUAACGAGAUCCGUCCUAGAAAGUUCCAGGAAGUUGGCACUCUUUACUCCUCUGAGAUGACUGACAUCUGGUCCGGUGGUAUCGUCUACAUGUAUUUCGAGGAAGAGAACAAAUACGGUCUUGUCACCGUCUCUGGAAGCCUGGUGUCUACCUUGAAGGAUUUCGAAAACUACCUGUCUGAGAUCAACAAGAUUUCUCCAUCUUACGCUUCUUUUGACACUGCUGCUUCUACUUCCCCUGCUUCUGUUACCUCUUGCCCUGGUGUCGGUGAGGUCUGGCAAGCUGCUACCGCCUUGCCUCCAACUCCUGAUGCUUCUCUCUGUGAGUGCAUGGACAAGUCUUUGUCUUGUGUUGUCAAGGACAAGGUUGACGAGGACGACUACUCCGAUCUUUUCGACUUCCUUUGUGGCUCUGACGGUGUCAACUGCUUCGGUAUCAGUGGUAACGGUACCACUGGUAAGUACGGUGCUUACUCCGCUUGCAAAUCUAAACAGAAGUUGAACUUCCUCCUUGACUUGUACUACAAGGAGAAUGGCUCCAAGGCUUCUGCUUGUGAUUUCAGCGGUUCUGCCACCACCCAGUCAGCCGCCACCGCUUCCUCUUGUGCUAAGGAGAUCUCCGAGGCUGGUGUUUCUGGUUACGGUACUGUGACCGGUAACAUUCUUAACGCUGCUUCUGGUGCUCAGAGCGCUACUUCUGGUUCCGGUAGCAAGAGCUCUGGAUCUGGAUCUGGAUCUCGUUCUGGUUCUUCUUCCGGCUCCAGCUCUUCCAGCACAUCAAGCUCCGACUCUGGUGCUAGCGGUAACGUUGCCAUGCGUGGUUCCUCUGGCAACACUGCCUUGGUGAUGAUCGCCACCUUCUUCUUCGUCUCCGUGGGUUUGACCAUGGCUUAG
Molecule: messenger RNA, 1674 nt
Organism: Candidozyma haemuli
Lineage: Eukaryota; Fungi; Ascomycota; Pichiomycetes; Serinales; Metschnikowiaceae
Exons: 1
Coding region: 1-1674 (557 amino acids)
Biological process (GO): fungal-type cell wall (1->3)-beta-D-glucan biosynthetic process
Cellular component (GO): cytoplasm; fungal-type cell wall
Molecular function (GO): 1,3-beta-glucanosyltransferase activity
Source: RefSeq, a predicted model, not a curated record